Messenger RNA from Malus domestica (apple), 774 nucleotides. Its product is annotated as dehydrin DHN3-like. Lineage: Eukaryota; Viridiplantae; Streptophyta; Magnoliopsida; Rosales; Rosaceae. The record is from RefSeq and is marked provisional. Gene Ontology annotation, biological process: cold acclimation; response to abscisic acid; response to water deprivation. Gene Ontology annotation, cellular component: cytosol.
UUGUGUUUUUAGAGAAUGGCGCAUUUACAAAAUCAUCAAUACGGGGCACCACCCACCGCCGCCUGCGGCAACCCGACUCAGGGAACUGACGAGAACAGCAACCCCUUGGUUCCCCAAGUGGACAAGUAUGGAAACCCACUUGGUCAUCACGGUGCUACUACUGGCAUCGCUCCUGCUGCCACCGGAGAAUACGGUGCUCAUCACACGGCCGUUGUGACCACUGGCUAUGCUGCCACCACGGCAGGUGGUCACGGCACACUUGGUCACGAUUACGGCAGGAAAGAGCACCAUGGUGUCACUGGCAUGCUUCAUCGCUCCGCCAGCUCAAGCUCUAGCUCUUCAGAGGAUGAUGGGCUAGGUGGGAGUAGGAAGAAAAAGGGGCUGAAACAGAAGAUAAAUGAGAAGCUCCCAGGCUCAACCACAACUGACACAGCAUACGGCACCGCCGACCCAGGAGGUCACCACCAGGAAAAAGGGAUGAUGGACAAGAUCGAGGACAAGCUGCCGAGUACUGGCCACAAGGAUGAUCCCCGGUACUCACAUACUACGACGUCGACCACCACACCCUCCGGCGGCGGCACCGCUUACACGGAGGAGCACCACGAAAAGAAAGGGAUCAUGGACAAGAUCAUAGAGAAGCUUCGCGGCGGACACCACAAGAUAUAAAUACAGUGGUUUGUUACUAUUAUAUCGGUCAUAUAAUAAGCUACUGGUGCCUCUGGUGUGAGCUGAGUUGUUUGUGUGGCUAAUGCACAGAGAGCACUACGCAAUGUC